AUGAGCGGACGAAACUCGAUGGAUAUCGACCCUCCGUCGUCUCCUCCCCAACAGCAGCAGCAGCAGCCUCCUCUGCAGCAGGCCGCCUCCUUCACGGUGCCCAUCACGAAUGGAGGGACGACGAGCCCUCCUCCCCAGGGUGACAUUCCCGUUCCUCCGCCUCACAAGUCCCAGCCAAGUAGCCCGAAGCCGUCACCGGCGGAAGAGGCCGAGUCUUUCAAGAACUUGGGCAACAAGUUCUUCAAAGAAAAGAACUAUGCACGUGCUAUUGAGGAAUACACAAAAGCCGUCGAGCUCCAGCCAAACUCGGCCACUUACCUGAGCAAUCGGGCUGCGGCAUACAUGUCUGCAGCGAAGUACGAGGCUGCCCUAGAGGACUGUCGGCGUGCUGCGGAUCUUGAUCCCCAGAACUCCAAGAUACUGCUACGUCUCGCGCGUAUCUACACGAGUCUGGGCCAGCCUGAGGAGGCCAUGAUUACCUUCGAGCGCAUCCGCCCACCUCCGUCAGCUAAGGAUAUGGCCCAGGCUCGGGAGAUGCAGCAGCACAUUCAAUCAGCCCAGCGCAGUCUCCAGGAUGGCACUGGGUCAAUGGUGCUGCACGCACUUGAUAUGGCGGAGAGGCUCUUGGGCGUUGGCGCUCGCAAGCCGCGCAAGUGGCAGCUGAUGCGAGGCGAGGCUCACCUGAAGAUGGGCAAUGUCAAUUCUCUGGGCGAAGCUCAGAAUGUUGCCAUGGCCAUCCUGCGGAACAACAGCCAGGACCCCGAGGCCCUAGUGCUACGGGGUCGUGCAUUGUACGCUCAGGGAGAAAAUGACAAGGCGGUGCAGCAUUUCCGCAAGGCUCUGAGCUGUGAUCCUGACUUCAGGGACGCCAUCAAGUGGCUGCGGAUUGUGCAGAAGCUCGACCGCAUGAAGGAAGAAGGCAACAGCGAAUACAAGGCCGGUCGGUGGCAGGCUGCCAUCGACAAGUACUCGCAGGCGUUGGAGAUUGACCCGUCCAACCGAGGCACCAACUCGAAGCUGCUUCAAAACAGAGCUCUGUGUCUGACAAAGCUCAAGCAGUACGACGAAGCAAUUCGCGACUGCGAGAAGGCUAUAUCGCUUGACCCCAGCUAUACCAAGGCUCGGAAGACCAAGGCCAAUGCUCUUGGCGCCGCCGAGCGGUGGGAGGAUGCAGUUCGCGAAUGGAAGUCUAUCGCAGAACUGGACCCUGAGGACAGGACAAUCCAGAAGGAGGUGAAGAGGGCGGAGCUGGAGCUGAAGAAGAGUCAGCGCAAGGAUUACUACAAGAUCCUCGCGGUAGCCAAGGACGCCGACGAUGCCACUAUCAAGAAGGCGUACCGCAAGCUGGCCAUUGUUCACCAUCCCGACAAGAACCCUGGUGACGAGCAGGCAGAGGCGCGGUUCAAGGACAUCAGCGAAGCCUAUGAGACCUUGAGCGACCCUCAGAAACGAGCUCGUUAUGAUAGCGGAGAUGAUCUGAUGGACCCGUCCGAUAUGUUCGGCGGCGGUGGCGGAAUGGCUGGUGGAAUCGACCCAGAGAUCCUCUUCAGCAUGAUGGGAGGCAUGGGAGGCGGUGGAGGAGGUGGCGGCGGCGGCUUCGGUGGUGGAUUCCCUGGUGGCGGGAGCUUCCAGUUCACAAACCAGGGCGGCGGCAGCCGACCUCGCGGAUUCCCAGGUGGCUUCCACUACACUUGA
Messenger RNA from Phaeoacremonium minimum UCRPA7, 1695 nucleotides. Its product is annotated as putative small glutamine-rich tetratricopeptide repeat-containing protein a protein. Gene Ontology annotation, molecular function: protein binding. Lineage: Eukaryota; Fungi; Ascomycota; Sordariomycetes; Togniniales; Togniniaceae. The coding region runs from base 1 to 1695 and encodes 564 amino acids. The record is from RefSeq and is a predicted model, not a curated record. The transcript has 3 exons.